Messenger RNA from Wasmannia auropunctata (little fire ant), 2787 nucleotides. RefSeq lists its product as uncharacterized. The transcript is spliced from 4 exons. NCBI's taxonomy places the organism in Eukaryota, Metazoa, Arthropoda, Insecta, Hymenoptera, Formicidae. Gene Ontology annotation, biological process: regulation of cell migration; fibroblast growth factor receptor signaling pathway; animal organ morphogenesis. The record is from RefSeq and is a predicted model, not a curated record. Bases 1 to 2787 code for a protein of 928 amino acids. Gene Ontology annotation, molecular function: growth factor activity; fibroblast growth factor receptor binding. Gene Ontology annotation, cellular component: cytoplasm.
AUGCCCGCUGAGAUCGACACGGGCGGGCAUAGGGUGCUGCACUGUGAUUCCCGUGCCGACUGCCCGACUGCGACAUCGAUUCACGUGUCGACCUCCCCGAACGAGUCGCAGACGAGAAGAGCCCCGAAAGAUCGACGAAGUCGAACUGGAAGUCGCGUGCAGAGACAGGUCGCGGAGGGGCCGUUAGACCGCAGUCGCGGAAACCCGCCAUCCGAUCGCGGCGAAAGUUCACCCACGAGGGUUCCGAGAAUCGACGGCGAGGAGGAAACGAUCCUAGGCGGACGUGACUUCCCGGCGAGGAGGAGUCGCGCGCUAACGCGGCCGUCGCAUCGGCGACGCGGAGGAAGAGGAGGGGCGGCGACGAGAGGCGAAAACGAAGACGGCGACGGACACCUCGGGGCAUGUUGCGUGCCGAGGCGGACUCCGCGCGCGAUCGAGGAUGUCACCAAGGACGAGCGUUUCUUGGCCACGUGGAGCACGCGGGAGGACGCGGGCGGCGUGAUCGAGCGCGCGGGAUCGCGCGGGCCGCGCCGCGAGACGACGGCACGGUAUCGGCGCGCGAGCUGCGGCCACCCGAUCGCGAAGCGUCGAAGUCUCCGUGAUCGAUCCUGGACGGAGCCGCGACCGUCGUUCUACGGGAGUAGAAGGGCUCGCGACGCGGAUCCGAUCGAUCACCCGGGAAGAUUAACGCGGCGCACCGCAGGUGGAGGUCCUCUUCUCUCUAGUCACCAUUCGCGUACCACUCGCGCGAAGGACGAAGCCUACGAGGACGAUAUUAAUGACGAGGAUUUUUUCCGCGAGGGACACGGUAACGACAAAAACGGACGAUUGGAUCGCUCGGGACGACGUGACGAACGUCCGCAGGACGAGCGGAUCGACAAGCUCGCGGAUAGGAAGCGGAUCAGAUGCGCGUGUCGCGUUUACUCGUUCCUGAGGCUGGCUCUCGUCCUUUUCCUCGUCGCGUUCGGACAGCGAUACGGACCGCUCGGUUCGUCCAGUGCGCGUAGAGUCAGUGCGAAACAGUUCGCGAAUGGUUUAAGUGUUUUGGGGAUCGGGUUUAUCGGUGCAGUGAAUGCGCGUCCGAUCAAAGGUCCGAACAGCAAUGCGACGAAUUUGAUCGAAGGUCUGAACGGCACCACGGCCAAUCGGACCGAGAGAUCAACCAGUGAAAAUCUCUCUCACAUGACCGGGACGGCGAGGGAUGUACUACAGCUCUACAUCAAGAAUCGAUAUCUACAGAUCCUGCCGGACGGUACGGUGAACGGUUCUGACGACAACACCUCGAAUUACACCAUCUUUCGAAGGACGUCGGUGUCUCCUGAACAAGUGAAAAUCGAAGGCAUAGCGACCUGCCUUUACCUCUGCAUGGAUCCCUGCGGUCUACUUUACGGCUCGGCGGAUCUCGAAACGCAGGAGUGCCACUUCGUCGAGAUUAUGGAGCCGCACAAUUACAACACGUACAGCUCGGUACGCUGGUCCACGGCGAAUAAGACGCUGUACCUCGGUCUGGACCGUUACGGCCGGCCGAGGAAAGUACAAGCCAAAGGUCCCAACCUGGGCAAGCUGUCAGCCUACGCCCGGGUGCUGACGCGGGUCGUCGCGCUUGAUCGGGUGAAGAAACUGCAGAGGUGGCUAGAGGAACAGCUCAUAAUGGGCGCCCAGCACAAAAUACGCCACAGACACGGCUCGUCGUCGCACAAAAACAGUACUCGUCAUCGCCAGGACAUCUGUCCGUCUGCGCCGCCCGAGGAGAAGGACGGCAGGGACAGGUUCAGAUGUCGCAAGCGAAAGAAGAGGAACCGGAAGCGAUGGUGCAGAUCGGGCAAGCAACCCGGUCCCCAGUGCCAAGUCCCUAAGAAAUCGGCCGCGGAAUCCGACCCCGUCGAGGCGUCAUCGGAGAUCGGCGCGAGCAGCACCACGCCAGAAUCCAAGAGAUCCUGCGAGGGGGCGGCCAGCGAGGAGGCCUGCAGGCGACAGGCCCACUCGGUGUCGGCGAGCAAGCGGAAGUCGCGGAUACCCAUCGGCAACUCCACGUACGGUAAGAGCAAACCAUCAACGUCAAAUGCGAAAAAGCCAAACGUCAGCGUCGCCGAUAGUCAAAGUAAAAAGCCUGAUUUAACGGACGGGAAGAAGAGGAAGAGAAAGAGGACGGGUCAGCAGCGGACGAGCCAGGGGAGCACGGUGGCAUCGCCGCCGUCCCGGAAGCAGUACGGGCCUGGCACGACCUCCUCGUCCCGGGUCUCUUCGUCGCUAACGGCGCUCGCCAGCGAGGAGCAGCGGGCCUCGACAGCCGCAUUGUCCUCUUCGCCGUCUCCUCCUGGUGCGUCAACCGCUCUCUUCUCCACCAGAAGGCCGAGCUCGUUGCCGUCUGACCGUAAAAAGCCACCGCCGUCCUCGAGGAAUCACGUGACGGGACCGGUGGGCUCGCGUAGUAGGGUAGGAAAAUUUCUCCCGGGUGUCGCGAAUUCGCCGGACCGACCGGGGACGAUCUCGACGACGUCGAGGAGCGAAGUAGCGUCUCUACCGUCAACCACCAAAGUUCCUGAAGAUACAUACGCCUAUACUGUAACCCCUCUUCUGCCUCACUUCUCGCCAGUUCUCCCUUCCUCGUCCUUGCCCCGGCAGGAAUCCGACGAGGACUCGUCGAGUUCGCUAUCGUACUCCUCGCCCGUCGACGAGGAGUCGUCCUCGACCGUCACGAGCGAGCUCGCCACGGUAGAGUCCAGCACGUUGGCAGCCUCCGACGAAGAUAUCGCGGAAAUUACGACAUUUAGGUUAAAUGAAUAG